AUGCUUGACAAAGAUGCCAAAGUGCGUGAAAUGCGUCGUGAAAAUCAUUUAUUAACAUCAAAAAUUCAAUUACUUGAAAAUCAAAUGGAACAUUUAAAUGAUCGUGUUGAUCGAACAUUACGUGAGCGAAGUCAACUUCGUCGAGAUGUUAAUAGUGUUAGAUUAGAUAGUAAUGUUUCAAUUGAAACGAGUUCUCGUUCUUCACCAAUUUUACCUUCAACAAGGUCAACAACUUUUAUUGAUUCAACAGGAUGGACUCAACCUGUUUAUUAUACAGAAUCAUUUGGUUUUAAUAAUGAUCCUCAGUGUGAAACACUUGCUGUUUCUUAA
Rotaria sp. Silwood2 is the source of this 330-nucleotide messenger RNA. The record is from the annotation of a GenBank genome assembly. Lineage: Eukaryota; Metazoa; Rotifera; Eurotatoria; Philodinida; Philodinidae.